UUUGCCCAAAGCUCAGUGCCCAUAUUAGAGAGGGGGGGCGAUGUCUCGUCACGUGCAUACCGAAGACGCGGAGGCGCGAGAGCCGCUUCUCACAGGUAACUACCUGGAGCCAGCCGACCUGGACUCCGAUGAAGGUGAAAUAAUUUUCGACAGGAGUACAUCAAACAUCACUGACGCUGAGAGCGCACAGAGAAGAUUAACAUAUGAGGAAGCAGUAGAGCUAUCAGGUUUUGGUUUGUUCCACUGGCUGCUGUUGGUGGUGUGUGGUUGGGCCAAUGCCAGCGACGCCGUGGAGAUUCUGUGUGUGUCUUUCCUCCUGCCAACAGCGCGCUGCGAUCUGCUGCUGAGCUCUUCAGACAUGGGCCUGCUGACUGCCAGCAUUUUCCUCGGAAUGAUGGUGGGGGGCUACAUGUGGGGAUACCUGGCUGACCAGAGGGGGCGUCGCAGGAUCUUGGUUGUGUCCCUGACAGUAAACGGGGUGUUUGGAGGUCUGGCCAGCGUGGCUCCGUGGUUCUGGCUCUUCCUGCUGCUGCGGUUCAUCAGCGGCAUCGGUGUCGGCGGGUCCAUCCCUGUCAUCUUCUCCUACUUCUCAGAGUUUAUGCCCCGACUGAGGAGAGGUGCGAUGAUCAGCGCUCUGGCCACCUUCUGGAUGGCAGGAAACAUCCUGGCUGCAGGUCUGGCGUGGUUGGUGAUUCCAAGAACCUGGGCACAUUUCUCACUGGGCUCUUUGGACUUUCAGAGCUGGAGACUGUUUGUGGUGCUCUGCUCUGUUCCCAGCCUCACCUCAGCACUCCUCUUCAGGCUGCUCAUGCCCGAGAGCCCCAAGUUCCUCAUGGAGGCUGGCCGGGAGAAAGAGGCUCUCCGUGUUUUCCAAGUGAUGUUCCAGCUGAACAUGUGUGGAAAGGGAAAGUCUUUACCGGAGUUUCGUUUGUGCACCAGCUCCAAGAAACGAGAGCAACAGGAGGAGAGAAGAACUCGGGGUUCAUGUACCGAGAGUCUGGCCUGUAUUCUGAGAGAGGCCUUGAUGCCCAUUAGACAGAUGUUUAAUGGUUCUCUCAGAUGCAGGAGCAUCGCUCUGCUCGUAGUCUUCUACUGCAUCUCCUUCGGUUACUACGGGCUGUGGAUGUGGUUCCCGGAGCUGUUUAAGAGAAUCGAGGACGGCGGCUCGCCCUGUGCCAACGUGUCCCUGCCGUCUCUUCUCCACAACCAAAGCUGCUACCCGGUGAAGGCAGCAGUGUAUAUGGAGGGCUUCAUCAUUGCUGCAUCAAACCUCCCUGGAAACAUCUUCACUAUUCUCCUGAUGGGCAACAUCGGGGGAAAGGCUCUGCUGUCCUGCAGCCUGCUGGUGUCCAGUUUGACUGUCUUCUUCAUCUAUAAGGUGCAGACCAAAGUCCAGAGUCUGGUUCUCUCCUGCAUCUUCAGCGGCGUGUCUGUGAUCGCCUGGAACGCCCUAGAUGUGCUGGGAACGGAGCUCUACCCGACGCAGCUACGGUCCUCUGCUCUCGGUUUCUUCACGGGGGUGGGGCGAGUGGCGGCCAUCAUGGGUAACGUCGCCUUCGGAAAGCUGGUGGACUCGAACUGUGCCGUGCCCAUCCUGCUGGUGUCGGCUCUGCUGCUGACCGGAGGACUGGUGGCUCUUCUGCUUCCACAGACCAGGCAGAGCGAGCUCACCUGAUGCCUCAGAAUAUACGUUAUAGAGAUUAAAUAAUUAGAAAGCCUCUCCUUAAUGUCCCUGUGGAGGCGGACCGGAGGAUCGCUUAUCUCCUGCUCCCAGAGGACGUUUGAAUCGUCGUUCUUUGUGCCUUUUAAAUGCCAACAAUCACAGAGCUUGUCAAACGCCGGUGGGGACAGUCUCCACUUUCCAAGAAUUGUUAUUCAGGAAAGUGAAAAGAAAUGCAGGUGUGUUACUAUUUAUUGUGAGGAUUAAAGCGUGACGGACACCUUUUUGAAAAGUGUGUCAAAAACUCUCAUGUUGUCUUCUAAAGGAGUCGUGUUGAACAUGUUCGGUCUCCAGUGAUUGGUUUAGAGGCUCAGAGGGAUCUCGAAGGCUUUAACAUGCGUCUGAUUAUCUAGAGUUUUGCUUUUAGUUAAGGAUAAGUUAACUACUGCACAUUCCACUUCUGCUUUCCUUUGUAAUGUACGAUGUAAAAGGACUGUCGUGGCCGUUUGUCAGGCUCAGCGAUUUAUACAUUCCUUUUUUAAAACUCAAGAUACAUUUAAAAUCUAUGCACACAGAGAGAGAGAGGCGACUCUGGAUCAUUCUGCAGCCAACCUGUCGUGUCCCUGCACAAACUGGACCACAACAGUUCCUGUGGAAAACCAAAGAAAAGAGAGAGGUCGCUCAUUUUCCGAUCACAAUCAUUGUAAAACUAAAAAGUACAGAAUAACAACGCGUUAUAUCUGAACUGUCGACGCGCUCAUGUUCUCAUCAGCGGUUCUUUAAAGCCGCCUGCUCCUCGUGACUACUGAAGACGUUUGUUUUAUUUAAUAAACAUUACUUUUGUUUAUCUCAGCCGUGUGUGUGUGUGUGUGUGUGUGUGUGUGUGUGUGUGUGUGUGUGUGUGUGUGUGUGUGUGUGUGUGUGUGUGUGUGUGUGUGUGUGUGUGUGUGUGUGUGUGUGUGUGUGUGUGUGUGGAACACCUGUAGAAGAGAAAGUUUAAUUUAAAGGAAUACUUCAAUGAAAAGUAUAAGAAUAAAGUGGUUCCUCCAAAUGUGUCCUUACAGAAAAACAAGACGCAUGAGAAUGUAUCUGUAUUUUUUUAUUUAUAUAAUAAAUAAACUUGUAAUACUUCAGGACCACAUUUCACAACCACACACACACACACACACACACACAGUAUGAAUAAAACAUACUUUGGAUAUUUUAAAGCCGAUGCAGAUAAAACUAACCAGACAUGAACUAAAUAAUCUUAUCCAACCGUUUCAUAGAAAGAAGUCUCUUUUCAGUUACAGUAGAAGAAGAACUUCUUCCUCUUUACAUUCUUCAGCAUGACUGGACGUUUCAGGUUUUACUGGUAAACAAAGCAA
Messenger RNA from Cottoperca gobio, 3027 nucleotides. It is a transcript of the gene sv2, whose product is annotated as synaptic vesicle glycoprotein 2. Gene Ontology annotation, biological process: transmembrane transport. NCBI's taxonomy places the organism in Eukaryota, Metazoa, Chordata, Actinopteri, Perciformes, Bovichtidae. The record is from RefSeq and is a predicted model, not a curated record. Gene Ontology annotation, cellular component: membrane. Bases 41 to 1675 code for a protein of 544 amino acids. Gene Ontology annotation, molecular function: transmembrane transporter activity. The transcript has 13 exons.